Panicum virgatum (switchgrass) is the source of this 2397-nucleotide messenger RNA. RefSeq lists its product as uncharacterized. NCBI's taxonomy places the organism in Eukaryota, Viridiplantae, Streptophyta, Magnoliopsida, Poales, Poaceae. The transcript has 4 exons. The coding region runs from base 493 to 1992 and encodes 499 amino acids. The record is from RefSeq and is a predicted model, not a curated record.
CCGGUCAACCCUCCCCAGUGGCCACCCUCCCCUUCCCUGUUUCCACCGCGCCCACCUUUGCAUCGGCCUGCCGCCGCGUUGCCUGCUCCCCUCCGGGUACCUUGCCCUCCUUGUGCUCCCCCUUGCUGGCUGCCUCCCUCCGGCCUUCAACCCGAUCCGCCCCACACCAUCGAUUCGUCCUACCGUCCCACUGUUCGCAACCCUUCCCAGCGCGCUGCCAUGGCGGGUGAAGGGGAUGACGGCGGCGGCAACUACCCCCAGCCGGACCCCUGGUUCACGGCCGGCUACUACCCCUACUUCAGUGGGUCGAGCCAAGCACCGGGAGCAGGAGGCAUGGCACCGCCGCCACUUGGGAUCCCCGCUUUCGACCCCAACAAUUACGGACCUGCCUCAAGCAGUGCAGUUGCGGCCAGCGGCGGCACCACUGCGCCUGGCAAUCCUUAAUCCGGGUACUUCGGCGCUCCCCCAACACAACCGGGUCCAUACGGAGCCAUGUCUGCGCCGGCGCAUGGGUUCUAUCAAUGCGCACCUAUUGCCGGCCCACAGUUCGCUGCACAACCUCCUCGGCAUUUCACCUCCUCCACUGCACCAUGGCAUGCUGGGCCCUCUGCAUCCGUCCCGCACAUGCCGAUGCAUCCUGUUGCUAGCCCAUACGGGGAUUACAGUGAGAGCAGUAGCCGGCCAGCCCGUGGUGACAUGCCACCCUGCCACCCAACAAGGCCUUCGGUGGCAAUGGACGAGGAUAUCUCUGCUUCCUCAGCUCCUUCACGUCGUAUGGCACAAAGCCAAACCUGCCGUGACAGCAGUAGCCGGCUGGGCCCUUCCCCCAUUCAAGUGCCGUCAAGCAAUGAGGACACAAAUGAUUCUGAUGAUGACGACUUCCGCGUGUCCUCGGCUGCUAGUGGCGGUGACAAUGCAGAAAACAUGGGAACGGGUCCGUCCGGGCCUGAAGAGGAAGGCUAUGAGGAGACCUCAGGCUCCGAUUGGGAUGGCCUGAAUUGGGAAGGGGACACGAGUUCGCUGAGUGAUGGUACGUCAAGUGAUGAGGCAGAUGAUGAGCGCUACAAGGACCUAGAGGAGUUGUAUGGAAAAGAUAAUCCAGUUUUCCAGGGCAUUAAGAUUUACAUGGACACACGCAGGAGGCGGCGGAAACUGCUGAAGAAGGCAAUAAUUUUAGGUGCGUACCAUGACAUUUAUUUGAGCAAACAACCAUAUAGAGUGCCCCUGGAGACAGGACUUCAGUGGGUAGAAAGGCAAUUGAGAAAUGCAAAUUCAUGCUACAACGUGUUCCGUAUGCAGCCACAUGUGUUUGAGUCGCUACAUCAGAGGUUGGUUAGCAGCUAUGGGUUGAAGUCUACUAAAAAGAUGUCAUCUAGAGAGGCUUUAGGCAUGUUCCUGUAUAUGGUUGGACCCCCACAACCUGUUCGGCAGGCUGAGAAUAGGUUUGAGAGGUCCAUGGAGACAGUAAGCCGUAAAUUCCACGAGGUAUUAUCUUGUGUGACCCAGCUAGCCAAAGAUAUAAUUUGCCCGAAGGAUCCCACUUUUAGUUCGGUGCACAGAAAGGUAGCAAAUCAUAGGUCCGCUCCAGCCUUCAACAAUGCAAUAGGGGCAAUAGAUGGAACCCAUGUCAAAGUUGUCGUCCCUUUCACUAAGGCUGGGCAAUAUAUUAAUAGGCGAAACGAGAAAACUCAGAAUGUACUAGCCAUAUGUGACUUUGAUCGCCGCUUCACAUUUGUUGCUACGGGCAUUCCUGGAUCAGCACAUGAUUGGACAGUGCUGCAACAAGCCAUUCUGAAAUAUGGGCCACAUUUCCCACAUCCCCCCCCCCAGGGAAGUUUUAUUUGGUGGAUGCAGGGUACCCCAACAGGCCGGGGUACCUAUCACCAUACAGGGGGGUCAAGUACCAUCAAGCCGCAUGGAGACAGGGACCACGACCUUCGGGUACACAAGAGGUAUUUAACAAAGCGCAUUCUUCACUUAGGUCGGUCAUAGAGCAGUCAUUCGGUGUCCUGAAGAUGAAGUGGAGAAUGUUGUUGGCCAUCCCUAGCUAUCCUGAGCGUACACAAGCAGAAAUUAUUCUUGCAUGUUGUGGGCUGCAUAAUUUUGUUUUGGAAAAUGAUGAUGAGGAUGUGGACUUUGCUCUGUCUUCGGCAUUUGGAGGAAUGGCACUGGUCGAAGAAGACGAGAAUGAUGCGGAGAACAGGCGUGACGUUGAUGAAGUUGAAGACGAUGUAAACAUGAAUGUUGUCCGCGAUGAAAUUGCAUAUGCAUGUUUGUUGGCACGUAGGCGUAGUUGAAAAACAUGUGCUAUAUGUCGUAUGUGCCAUGCGUUGUGGCAAUAAUGCGUUUGUAUCGUCGUUAAUAUUUGUUGUGCAGACAUGCAGUUUGCCUUGUGAA